Molecule: messenger RNA, 2909 nt
Organism: Colius striatus (speckled mousebird)
Lineage: Eukaryota; Metazoa; Chordata; Aves; Coliiformes; Coliidae
Gene: MPL
Product: MPL proto-oncogene, thrombopoietin receptor
Exons: 11
Coding region: 923-2893 (656 amino acids)
Biological process (GO): immunoglobulin mediated immune response; cytokine-mediated signaling pathway; positive regulation of cell population proliferation
Cellular component (GO): external side of plasma membrane
Molecular function (GO): protein binding; cytokine receptor activity
Source: RefSeq, a predicted model, not a curated record
CGCGUGCCUCUGCCCCUGCACCUCCUCCACUGCAGCCAGGAACAGCAGCAGCAGCCCUACUCCAACCCAGGGCUUUCUGCCUUUUGCCUCCCUGACGGCAAAGCCCAGUAGCCGGAUGGAGAAGGAAGUGGGACUGGUUUGACCAAAUUUGACUGUGACAAAUUGGCUCCGGCUGUUCCCUUCUCCCCUCAGUGCCCCCGGUGCUGUCCCCAGCUGCAGCCAGCCCACCCUUGGCGUGGUGGGGACACCUGCAAGGGGCUCUUCAUGCCCUGGCUGCUGUCUCCAGGCUGCACUGCAGUGCUGCUGCCUGCAGAGUGGGCACCCCUCCGGCCCCCAGUGCCCAGCAGCAGUGCUGAAUUGCCAUGAGGCUGAGCCACAGUGGCCCUGCUCCUGCACCAGCACCACUAGCAUCUGUGUGGGCCCUGCCAAUGUCCCCCAUGCCUGCAGCUCUCCUCCCAGCACAGCCACAGCGAUGGUGCCUCUGUGCCACGCAGAGCAGACCCGGCACACAUCAGUGCCAGGCAGGACAGACCUGGAGCAGGCACCCCAUGUCCCCAGUGUGCCUGCAGCCCCCAGCAGACUGCCCUGCCCCACACAGGGGCCUCCCUGUCUUCUCAGGGGCUGUUUUUCCUCCUACCCCAGCCUCCCAGCAUGCCGGUAGCCACAAGGACAGGACGUGCUGCCUAUCUGAUAGGAGCAGUCUCUCUUGGCACUGCGGCUGGCGGCAGAGGGGCCGCGGCACGGUGGUUUUGGGCACGGGGAAGUGCUGGUGAUGGGGUGGGGGGAGCCUCCAGGCAGGCUUCCUGAGCAGCACAGCCACAGCUUCCCAGAUAAAGGUAUUGCCCAGAGGAGCAGCAGCAGCUGCCAGGGCGCUGGGAAGAGCUGAGUGUGGCACGCGUAGCCCUGGCACACGGGCUGCAGGAUGGCAGUCUGCCUGCGCCAGGGCUGUCUGCUCUCGCUGCUCUCUGCCGUCCCGCUCAGCCUCUGCAGCCCACCAUCAGCCCCUGAGCCAGUCACAGCCCAAGAUGCUGCGCUACUGGCGGGGGUGCCCGAGGACAUCCUCUGCUUCUCCCGCUCCUUCGAGGACCUUACCUGCUUCUGGGAUGAGGAGGAGGAGGUGCCCAGUGGGACGCGCCACUUCUACUACCGGUACAGCAGGGAUGCACCCACGGCGUGCAGCAUCUCCACGUGGCACCAUAGGGCCAAUACCACACGGCACGUCUGCGUCUUCCCCAGCCAGGAUGUGCGGCUCUUCACACAGCUCUACCUUCACGUCCUGGAUGUCACCACCAACCAGACCAAGUACUCGCGGGAGCUCAGCGUGGACACAGUGGGUCUCAUCGCACCCCCAGCAAACAUCUCUGCCCGCUGGGCUGGGGCUGUGGGGCAGCUCCACGUGUCCUGGCAGCCGCCACUCGCUGACUACCCGAGCUUCUUCCUCUACGAGUUGCAGUGCUGCCCCGCCAGCAACACAGAGAUGCUCUGCAGCACCGCGCCGGACCGCAGCAGGCAGCGCCGCAGGGACACCCCCGGACAGACAGACCUCAGCACCCACACCCCCACGGCCGGGACAGCCACAGCGUCCCCAGGAGCAUGGCAGCCUGGCCCCUCUCCUGCAGGGGCUGGUCCAGGCCAACACCUGGGUGGUCCUGCGGGACCUGUGGCCAGGGGUGAGGUACCACAUCCAGGUGCGCAGCAAACCCGACGGCACCUCCAUGGACGGCGUCUGGGGGCCCUGGUCACAGGCAGUGGUUGCAGAGACCCCCCGCUCCUCUGGGAGAAGCAGCCCACCUUGGCUCUCGCCUGCCCAGGAGACAUCGGGCUGUGCUGCAGCACCCCUGACCUGAGGCACAUGCACUGCAAGUGGGGCUGGGACCCUGCGGAGCCCCACGGCUCCCAUCAGCUCUUCUACCGGCCACCUCCCAGCGGGGCUGGCACAAGGGAAGACGAAUGGCAGUGGUGCGAGGAGAUGAGCGUGGGGGCACAGGGCACCCACACCUGCACCUUCCAGCCCAGGGCUGGCAGUGCCAUCUCUGUCCUGGUGAACGUCACUCAUAGCCCCACGUUGCCCACGCGCAGCUACUUCAAGGAGCCGUUCUGGCUACACCAGGCUGUGCUCACAGAGGCCCCGCAGCUCACACAGGCGACGGUGUCGCAGGGCCGGCUGAGCCUGCAGUGGCUGCCGCCUCUGGAGGCGCUGGCAGAGCAGCUGGACUACCAGGUCCGCUAUGCCACGGAGAACAGCCACGACUGGAAGGUCCUGCAGGUCCCACGGGCAGCAAGGAAAGAAGUGCUGGACCUCCGGCCAGGUGCCCGCUACCGCGCCCAGGUGCGGGCCCAGCCCAGCGGGCCGUGGUACCGGGGCAGCUGGAGCGCCUGGUCCAAACCUGUCACGGUCGAUGCCGUAGCUGAUGCGGGCUGGGUCAUCCCGAGCAUCACCGUGGUGCCGCUGCUCUUCACCGGAGCGCUGCUGGGGCUGCGGUGCACCUUCCCCUCCCUCUACAGCAAAAUGAAGCAGAAGCUCUGGCCCCCCGUCCCCGACCUGCACCGCGCCCUGGGCAGCUUCCUGCACGAAAGCAGCAAGCACAGCCAGGUAAGGGCGCAAGGACGGGGCGCAAAGCGGCUGCGCCCCGCCCGGGGGCAGCUCGAAGCGGAGCCUUCACCGCCCGUGUACCCCCAGGCCCACGCCUUCUACAAGCAGCCGCCGGAGGAGGCCAUCCUGCCGUGCCCGCUGGAGGUGCUGCCGGGCCCGCUUCGGGACGCGGGCGCGCCGCCGCCAGAGCACGCUGCCGGCCGGCUGCCCGGCACCGACAUCGCCAACCAGUCCUAUCUGCUCAUGAGCGGCUGGGAGCCGCGCGGGCCGCCCUCAGCCGCGCUCUCCGCCCCGACAUAAACCAGAUGCGCAGCUA